AUGUACAGUGUGGAGGACCUACUCAUUUCGCAUGGAUAUAAAUUGCCCAAGAGCGGUCCUCCGUCUGCCACGCCUUAUGACAAGCGCCCUGCUGAUUGCCAGCGUGAACUUGUGGACAACAGGGCUGGCCGGGGGACACUGAACGGGUAUGAGGCAGACCGGGGGGCAACUAUCACAGGCAUCUAUGGCAGCAGGCAGGCACUGGUGAAGGGCUACCCCGCCACAGACAACGAGAUUGGGGAAAGGAACCUAAGGAGGAAAGAAGUCAGCAUCGGUAUCCUAGACGCUCAGCCCUUGGGUGAUUCUCUUGCCACAGAUAGUGGGUUCUACGAUGUUCCCAGUUUGACUUAUUCAGAGCCGCUAAGCCAUGAUGAGAGGGAUGUUUCCUACUGGCGGAGGCGAGGCCAGGACUUCAGCAUUCUCCUGGAUUAUGCUGAUGGCAGGGAGCUGAGGGCCUCUGCUGGGGCAUGGAGGCCACAGGCCCUAAUUGCAGCAGAGGAACACCGGGCAGAACGGCAAGCGCAGCAGCUAUGGGAGGACAUUUCCUGGCUGAGAGACCCAGACGCCGCCCCUUGUCAGCUAAGGGUGACUGGGGAGAGGAAGUGCCAGAGCCUCGGUACAGAGGAGUGGAGGCCUGCUGUGGGCCUGGGAAGGCAGUUGUCAGAUGGGGAUGGGGAGAGGUGGGCUCAGGAACAGUAUCGCCUGAGGACACCUGAGGGUUUUUUUCACCCUAGAACUAAAGCAAAGUCUCAGUCUCUCCCCAGAGUUUUGUCACCAGAUAGAAGUGACGGCAGAGAGCUCAUUCUGUCCAGACCAAGCCUACCUGACAGACAACAGAGGAUAAACAGCACUGUCUUCUCUGGACCCUAUAGUAGGUAUAUCUACAGUGCUGUAGGCAGGGACCGAUGGGGCAGGAAUGCCGGGCCAAGCAGCCAUGUUGCACUUUUACCAAAGCCCAGGUUCAGCAGGCCUUUAAAGCCUCCGUCUUAUGAGAUUCACCAGCAGACUAGGGGUAGCGCAGAAAUGCUUGCUAUAGACCAGGGUGCCAAACAAAAAGACAGGUCUAUCUAUUAUCCAAGGGGUGGGGACCUGAGACAAGACUAUUUCGCACAACACUCCCUCACAGGAAUGGAGCCUCCUGGCUACAUCCCACCCCCAUCUUAUAGAAGAGCCCCACCCCCAAGAUCAGUUUCAAUCAAUCGCAAUGAAAUGGCAAACCUAAGAUGGAGGGCGGAAGCUCUACAGAUGCCCAGCUCAGAUCCUGGCAGGUGGCUUUCCAGACAGGCAAGUAGUUCAUGGCUAGAAUAUUAUGACCGUGGAGCAUCCUAUCGAAAACUGGUACAUUCUGGACAUGAAGAACAACCAGGUCAUGCUCGUCAAUUACCUACUGAAGACCCAAGAGGGAAGCAAAUCUCAGGAGGGCCUGGCGGAAAUUCUCUCAUUGACUCAGACAAGAUCCGUAACAUCAACAAAGAGAUUCCGUCCGCUAAGAUUUUAGGACAAUCUACACAUGAUAGUGCCUUUCCUCCCCAACAGGGGCCAGCUCUCAAUACUGACAGCCGCAAAACAGCGCUCAAUGACAAUGACAGCAGUAAUCGAUGGUGCAACAGGGCAAUUAACAAAAAAAGUGACAGUGUAGGUCCUGAACAAAAUCGUAGUCAGUUUUUUCCUUCAUCUAUUCUGGGUAAACCACCACCUCCCCCAUGCAAGCCGGCCGACCAGGGUGUCUCUGAAACUGUGACAGAAGUAAAAAAGGUGGAACAACCUGAACAACCAGAGAAAGACAAAACCAAGAAUCUAAAAAAGAGACUUAGUGAGACAAUUUUUUGUUUGGUGUCUGUCCCUGUUACUCCACAGCUCACUGGGACCAUUCGUGAUCAGAAUAACAACAAUGAGAAGUCACCAGACCCAUCAGAUAGUCCGAGUGACAACAAAACUGGCCAUUUAACAAACCAAAGUCUCCAAAGCACAUCUUCAGCUGAGGCUGAGCUGCAAGCACUAACUGGUAGCAUAGCAAGCAGCAAAACAAGCAGCAGAGCGAGCAGCAAAAUGUUUAAAAGAGUACCUUGUAGACCCCCUAAAAUAAACCAUUACAAGGAGCUGAAACUGUCGGGAUCUUGGCCUGCAAACCAGUAUCGAGACCAAGAGACACAAACUAGCCCAGAGGCCCAAAAACCUGCCCCUGAAAACAAGGAAGCACAACAAGACCCUGUCCCUACCGGCACUGAAGUCCCUCCUGAUAGCAGCGGUGUAGUGGGCACUGCCUUCAGUUUUCCUAUAAAGGGAGUGAAGAGCCUGAAACUGUCAAGCAACAGCGCCUUCUCCCUGACCGCCACCUUCUCCAACCAGCUGAACAAGAGCACAGCUCAGCAGCCAGCAGUACCACCCUCAGGAAACGUGGAGGAGACCAAACCAGCAGCAAACAGUGGGCAGGAGUCAUUUGAAGUUCCUGAGUUCUUGCUGAGACCGGUCAGCCAGCGACCAUGGGAUGCUGUCAAAGAGCUGGAGACCAUCAAAAAAGAAGUCCAGGAUCAACAGCAACAACAGAGCAGCAAACAGCCCAGCAAACAGCCCAGUGUUGACAAGUGCAUAGAGGACCUCAAUGAGGCCUACAAAGACAUCUUGGAGCUAGGCACUGCCAGCAAUAAAGUCCCCAAUGGUUCUGUUCAAAUCCCUGAGCGUAUCAAAAUUCGAUUGACAUCAGAACCUCUCAACAAGCCCAGCAGCCUUAGGCGCAGUGCAGUAAGCUGGUCUGUUGAUCCUGAAUACAGGGAGGUCAAGAGCGCCUUCUCCAGGCCUGCAACAAAGUCCGUAACCUUCAGCAAGCAGCUUAGGGAGGAGCUCCCUGUCCCACCUCGGGAAACAGGCUUUAGAGAAUACAGGGUUGUUGCGCAUCUUUCGCGUAGACGGAGCAAUGAUGGCAGAACAGUGAAAUUAGACCUGCCGGAUGAGCCUAUCGAGACACCACUUUGUGACUUUAGUCCAACAACGCACACCACAGCAGCAGAGGUGCCAUGGGCAGAUAGACAGCCCAUGCAGGAUGCCUCUACACUGACUAGUCCUCCUGAUUAUGAGGACAUAUGCUCGGCUUUGCGUCAGCCUAGAGACUCAGAUGUCAAUAAAGUGUCCGCGGGCAAUUCCAAACCUAAUGAUGCAGAUUCUCUUCAGGAUCUCAGUGGUGAAUCAGAAGAGGAGUGUCCUAUUUGUAAAAGAGAGCUUGAGAAUCAGAUGAGACAGGGCCCAUUGCCUCCACUUCACGAGGAGAACAGCUCGGACAGCUCCACCAAUCAAAAUGGCAGUCCACCACAGUGCGCUGCAUUAGAAAGUCCAUCAGAGGAUUCACCACAGGAGCCACAAGACUCAAAUUUGGAUCAGUCAGGGUCUGAACUGUGUGCUGAAACAAGGGAUCAGCAUUCAUUGACGCAGGAAAAUGUGGGAGAGGGUGAAAACACAGAUAAUGUUCAGGCUGAAAAUGUGAACAAUUUGUGUGUAAUUAACCCUGCUGAGAGCAUACCAGCGGAUGGAGCUUCAGAGGACAGCACAUCCACGACGUUAACAACUGAUGUGCCUGCGGAUCCCCAAGUCACAGAGGAACAGAGUGGCAGUGAAACAGUAACUAAGGAAGUGGAAUUGGGAGAGAGAGAAGCCAUUACAGGAGAAAUAGCUGAAGGCAGUGCAGACAAGCAGUCAGCUGAAGUGAAAAGUGAGUGUGAGGGACAAGACAACACAAUGCCUGAUGACAAGCAGGAGCAAGAGAAGAAGCCAUUUGCUGUCCCAGAGCAUAGACUUGGUCUACGGACCCAUUUAGGGCGAGACCACCCAGGGUUACCAGAGUUUCCGCCAGAUAGACUGCCACUCUCUGUUGUCCCAAACCUAGACCGCAGGCUGUCUCUUAGCUUGGAGGGGGAAAAGAGGAGCAGGGGCCCCUCCCACCGAAUGGAAGCUCUGCAGAACAAGCUGGCUAUCUCUCCGGGCCGGGUGGCAGUGGAACGCCUGGCCAGAAUGAGGGAGGUGGAUGUUAUGUAUCGUAUGAGGCGCCUCAGCAUCAGGAGCACUGACUCUGGGGAAGGGGAGGCAGAGGUAGAGGGGGAGGGCAAGGACGAGCAAGUAGAGGAGCCCCUCCCUGCUUCUCAGAGAGACAAGGAGAACGAGGAAGAGGUCACCCAUUCACAGCAGGUCUCUGAGGAGACAGUGUUGCAAGAUGAGGAGUCAUCUCUCUCAGAACCCCAUGAUCCCAGCCGAGUGGAGACAGUGUAG
Molecule: messenger RNA, 4257 nt
Organism: Scomber japonicus (chub mackerel)
Lineage: Eukaryota; Metazoa; Chordata; Actinopteri; Scombriformes; Scombridae
Product: junctional cadherin 5-associated protein
Exons: 3
Coding region: 1-4257 (1418 amino acids)
Biological process (GO): positive regulation of blood vessel endothelial cell proliferation involved in sprouting angiogenesis
Cellular component (GO): ruffle membrane; adherens junction
Source: RefSeq, a predicted model, not a curated record